This is a messenger RNA of Humulus lupulus (European hop), 1172 nucleotides long. RefSeq lists its product as uncharacterized. The record is from RefSeq and is a predicted model, not a curated record. The transcript is spliced from 2 exons. Bases 70 to 861 code for a protein of 263 amino acids. NCBI's taxonomy places the organism in Eukaryota, Viridiplantae, Streptophyta, Magnoliopsida, Rosales, Cannabaceae.
GUUUCGACCGAACACAAACAAGUCAUAAAAAAAAAAACUCUCAAAAAACUCUUCACAUGAAAAGCUGAAAUGGCUUUUCUUCUCCCGAAUCUCUCUCCUUCUCUGCUCCUCCAAUCCAAAUCCAAAGAAAAACCCGUACACCAAACACUUCUCAACACAAAACCCAACACCCCUUUCUCUCUACCCUCUUCCCUCCCAAGCCUCCAGACCCCUUUAGCCGAGAAAAGAGCGCAGCUUAACACCCCCAGCGGUGCACAGGAAAAGCAGCCCAAAGAUGACUUCUUUGUCAACCUCGGCCUAGCUGUUCGGACUCUCCGUGAAGACCUCCCUCUAAUCUUUACCAAAGAGCUCAAUUAUGACAUUUACAGGGAUGAUAUAACGUUUAAGGACCCGUUAAACACAUUCAGCGGUAUUGAAAACUACAAAUUGAUCUUUUGGGCACUAAGAUUUCAUGGCAGAAUUUUGUUCAGAGAGAUUUGCCUUGAGGUAUACAGGAUAUGGCAGCCCUCAGAGAAUGUGAUUUUGAUCAGAUGGAACUUGAAGGGUGUGCCUAGAGUUCCAUGGGAAGCCAAAGGUCAAUUUCAGGGCACUUCAAGGUAUAAAUUGGAUAGAAAUGGAAAAAUAUAUGAACACAAAGUAGACAACUUGGCAUUCAGUUUCCCACAGUCCCUCAAACCAGCAGCAUCUGUGUUGGAUUUGGUCGGUGCCUGUCCGGCGAGUCCUAAUCCUACGUUCUUAUGGGCUUCCCCUGUCGAUAUGCACUCAUCUUCAUGGCUGGAGUUUUAUAGGGAAGUCAGGAAGACAUUGGAUCAACAAGGUUCUAACUUGCUUCCACAAGAUGGUUUGGUUACUUGUUCAUAACUAGCAUGUUAUUCUAUACAUUAAUGUAUACAAUGAAAUUUUUAGUACACAUAUAUAUAAAUAUAUUUUCGUGCAUUACUUUGUGUAGAUUAGCAAGUAACGGUUUUUGUUGAAAGACAAGGAUUGUAGAUAGAAAAAUAAGUAGCUAAUUUGUAUUGAUGGAGGCUUUGACAUCUUUUAUGAGCUUAUACAGUUCUAUGUACCAAAUCUUAUUUCUUUGAGUGAAAACUCAUUUUGGCUUGGUACUUAGUUUGAGCUGUGAUGAGACAGUUAAGACCCGAGAUUCAAGAAUAUACCAGCUCAUUCCUCUA